Marchantia polymorpha subsp. ruderalis is the source of this 114-nucleotide messenger RNA. The record is from the annotation of a GenBank genome assembly. Lineage: Eukaryota; Viridiplantae; Streptophyta; Marchantiopsida; Marchantiales; Marchantiaceae.
AUGGGAAAGCUUGUCUCUGGAUAUCAGAGCGAGGUUUCGAUCCUCGGACCUGUGGGUUAUGGGCCCACCACGCUUCCGCUGCGCCACUCUGAUCGGAUGCUACAUAAUAUUUAG